CGCGAUGUCCAGUGAGUCUUGACGUUGUGAACAAUGUUGCGAUCGGUUUACCCGAUUUUCUGUUUAGUAUUAGUGGUAGCCGGACCGAACUCAACAACAUCUAACAAUGGAUUUAUUAGGACUAAGAGACAAGGCAGCCCAGACGAGAGGAGCUGUCUUCUCCCACAGCCAAUGGUCAAUGGAAGAUACUCACCCAACAUCAAGAGAUGUCCUCCCCACGUAUCCAACGCCGCUUGCAAGAUAGUCCCCGGGACCCCAGUACCCUCGGGGUGGGAUCUCUACUACGGAUGUGAUGAUGGGUUCAUCCUCAACUCUACCGAUACUGUGUCCUUCUGUACGGACGGGAACUGGUCUCCGUCUCUGCCAGAGUGUAUAGCUGGAUUGCCUUGUUUACCAUUGAAGUCUCAGUACCUCAACAUCAAGUGUUCGUUCCAAGGCAAGGUAGUGUCUUGUGACCAGUCUAUGAAGCCAGGAACGAUAGCUUCACCAGAGUGCAAGAGCAACUACAAGCCUGCCUACCAGAUACCAUACUCUUACAUUACCUGCCUCAACGAUGGAUAUUGGGACUACCCUUUGUUCUACUGCACUCCAGAAAAGCUAUGCCCCCCACUGAAGGCGCCGAACAAUAUGAAGGUUCAGUACAUCUACCAAGACAAAGUCGUCAGAGACGAUCAGUUGAAGCCUGGUACCAUUGCUAUACCCAGAUGCAAACACAACUACAGACCUGCUUACGACCCGGGGUACACCAACUUGACUUGUCUUAACAGUGGCUCAUGGGACCAACAGCUGUUCUAUUGCACUGCAGUGUGUGGUGCGUCGAACGAGGUCGGCCAACUGACUCCGCUGAUUGUGGAUGGAGUACAGGCCAAUGUUGGUGCCUUCCCUUGGCACGCAGGUCUCUAUUAUCGUGAUGUAGACGAAGGGAGAGAGAUAUGGGACCAACGAUGUGGUGGUAGUUUGAUAAACGACCAGUUUGUGUUAACAGCGGCUCAUUGCGUGACAAGCGUUCAAAAUGUGGCCGAUCUACGAGUGGCUUUGGGCAAAUAUUUCAGGUCGUGGGAUAUCCCUGAGCACACUGAAGAAAAGCGCAAUGUUUCGAUGAUAUUAUUCCCUCGGGAAUUCAGCAAGAAAACGUUUAUUUUCGACAUUGCGCUUUUGAUGCUGGAUGUGAAAAUUCAACCAGGAGAAUUUAUAAUGCCAGUCUGUCAUGGAUUUUUAGAUGGUUCAAAUUACAUAAAAGACAAGAAUUUGUUUGUUGUAGGUUGGGGAAAGAAGGAGGACAAGAUGAGUAGUGAAACCCUUCUGUACAACGAUGUUACUCCGGUACCGUCUUACGAGUGCAAUCAGAUAGCCCCUUCUGUUUUCCCAACCUUCGACAAGUUCUGUGCCAGCAAAAACAGUUCAGGCCCAAAAAUUGUAUGCUGCCGAGAGACUCUGACAACAGAAAGUUUUGUUCCUUGGCAGAACAUUGCGACAGCUGUGACGCAAGAUGCAUUAUUCCGGCGGGAUCACAGGCUACUAGAGUCAGAGUCGUCUGCAACCCAGGCUACAGUCUGAGAGGAGCUGUUGGUGAAGUGUACAGUGGAGGAGACGUAG
Messenger RNA from Macrosteles quadrilineatus (aster leafhopper), 1596 nucleotides. Its product is annotated as limulus clotting factor C-like. The record is from RefSeq and is a predicted model, not a curated record. Gene Ontology annotation, biological process: proteolysis. The transcript has 10 exons. Bases 34 to 1557 code for a protein of 507 amino acids. Gene Ontology annotation, molecular function: serine-type endopeptidase activity. NCBI's taxonomy places the organism in Eukaryota, Metazoa, Arthropoda, Insecta, Hemiptera, Cicadellidae.